UAUAUUUCACACUUCAAAUUAAUUUCUACAAAAAGGAUCAAAUAAAUUAUGAAUGAUGCCAAUAGCUUAAGAUCUCAGACUAGCGAAGAACUGAUACAAAAUUUGAAAUUGUGUUGUAAAAGCGAAUCAGAUGUUGAGAAUAUUUUUAAGUAGUUAUCAAAUUUAGAAUUCUUCAGCUAUUAUUAUUCUUAAAAUAAAUUUCAGACAUUAAUUAGAGAAUGUAUUCUAAGUGCACAAUAUACUUUUGUUCAAUCCGGCUAAUACAUAUUUAAGCAAGGUGAGAUUUCUGAUUUGUUCUACAUAUUAAUUGAUGGCAUAGUUCAAAAACAGAUUGUGACUUAUAAAAAUUCUGCACAAACUAAAUAAAACUUGGUGGCUUCAAAAAAUAUAAAUUAUAGAAGGAAAAUGAAAUCAUAGUUCAAUGAAGAUGAAAAAUCUGUUAUUAUCUUAAAAAUAUACUAUCAAGGAGAUAGUUUUGGAGAGUUUCAAACGUAGGGCAAAGAAUUGAGGAAAUAUUCUAUCUUAUGUCUUACUGAUUGUCAUCUCUUAGCUAUAAACAAAGAGACAUAUUUUAAUUUUUUUGCAUAUCAAGAAAAAAAAAGAUUAUUAAGUGUUCUAGAAGAGCUCAAAAAAAUUCCUUACUUUAAUAACUGGACACUUACUGAAAUCAAAAGAUUGUAUAAUCGCAUGGAAAUCAAAACUUUUUCCAUAAACUCAGUCGUUUUUCAAGAAGGUGACCCCUCAAACUAUUUUUAUAUAGUCAAAUAAGGAGACUUUAUGUACUAAAAGUCCUUAUACAAAAAUAAUGUAUUGGAAGAUGAAAGAGAAUAAGGUCUAAUGUUUUAAAAUGUAAAAUACCUUAACAAUAAGUCUAAAAAAUUAACUAAUAUUUUGUUGCUGAGUAAAAUGUAAACAAUUGGCGAAACUGAAAUUUUAGAAGGCAGGAAAGGAAUGCAAUUCUCUCUUGUUUGUAAUACUUCGAUUGGAUAGCUUUAUCAACUGAAGAAGUAAGAUUUUAUAGAUUAUGUUCUAUCAGAGAAUUAAAAUAUAUAAGAAGUGAAAGCUAAAGUAUAGCUUUAAAAAGAGGAGAUGGAAAAAAUAAUGUCAAAUAUAAACCAAAGCUACAAUGCCUAUAAAGACUUUAUUUUCAAGGAUGAAACUAUAGAAGAGAAUUUGAGGAGAGAGGAUCAAUAUAAAUCGUUAUCAGUAAGCUCAAAUAAAUGGAAGACCAUUGCUGAUGAAUAAAAUUUAAAUUAAUCAGGCUUAACUCUAGACAAGAAAUCUUCAACUUUCAAAGACUACUUUAAAAUGAAUUUAUAAAACACAGAUUCUAACCUAAUAUAGACACCUCGAGAAGAGUCGCAGCAAAAGCUAAAUGGAAGAUCAAAUUUAAUUAUGGAAACUCCUAAAAAAGCUUAUAGUGCAUAGUAAUCUCGAGUAUUCGAUAACUCACAUAUAUCUUCUCAUUAAUCUUUAGUUGAACAAUUAAAUGAGCAGGAUUCAUAACUCAUUGGAAAUCACAUCAAUGAGAAAUAAAUUUCUAAAUUAACCCCAAAAUUUUCUCAAUCUCACACUAAUACUCCAAAAGCUUCUAACUUUCAGCACAAUUACUACAUAAGUUCUCCUUAAAGCUAAAAUUAUGUUAAGUAACCAACAGAUUUUAAAGCAUUUUUGCCUAGUUAUGUAAAAAAUAUUGGCAUAAGCAGUGUCAAAAACUCAAUUUUUAAUUAACAUAGCUCAAUAAACACUUAAAAAAAUGAUAAUAAUCAUAAAAAUAUCACAUUUACUUCUUUGAUUAAUGAAUCAAAAAAUUAUCAAAUAAAUGCUUUAAUGUUGGAUCAGGCCAAUGAAAAUGACAAGAAAGAUAAAGAAUAAAAUAAGUAUUUUCAUCAAGAUUAUGCUAUAAACUAUAAAUUUCACUCCCAUAAUAGUAGCUUGGCUGAUAUAAAAACACUAGACCAAGAAAUGUAACCAAUAAAAGUAGAAAAGCGUAAGAGUGAAAGAAUAAGUUUGACUCAUCAAUAAAUAAAGAGUCGACAUUAAAUGCAGCAAUCAUAAAGUUAAAAAUAAUUCUAAUAAAAUAAUAUGCAGCAAAAUCAUUAAUAGAAGGAAACUGAUUAAGAAUAAAAAAAUUAGGAGAAUAUUUAAUAGUCAUAAAUGAAAAGAGCACAGUCAGCCUACAACAAAAAGGCAAAGAUAACUAAGGUAGAAAACAGUUUACAUAAUAGACUUAGAUUUAAAUUUUACUAAAGAAUCAAAGACUAAGAAAGAAAUCCAGAAGGUAUGAAGAUGCAUAUCUUUGAAGAUGUUAUUUAAAAAUUGCCUUACAAAAAAACACCACAUCUUAAGCUGAGACCUCAUGAGAUAAUGAACAAAUCAAGUGAUGCUUUUGAUAAAACCAAGUUCAUAAAAUAAGAAAUUUAAUAUUAAAAAACUCAGUCAAUGCAAGAAUUGAAUAAUUUUUUACAUUAUCCCAUUUCAGUUAGGACUUAAGCUACUCUUAAAACUCAAUAACCAUCUACUAAGCUUACUACAACAGAUACAUUUAAUUAAUUUUAAAAUGUUCCAUAAUAAAAUAAAUAUAAAAGAAAGAGACCAGUUUCAAUGUGUAAUUUAAGAAAGCUAAAUUUUGAAAUCUAGGAACAAGUUCCUUCCUAUGUAGAUAGGCUCUACUCAACCAAAGAAUAGCACAAUAAAUCCCAAAGCAUUUCAAUUAAUGCCCUUUUAUAAACUCAACAUAACAGCAAAUUGAUAAAUAACUUCACUUCUAAUUAAGGAAGCACCUAAAAUAAAUUUAUAAACAAUAUGUAAUAAGUCGAAAAUAAUAACACAGAAAACCAGUAAUAAAGUCCUCAAAAAGCAUAAACUCAAUCAAAUGAAUAUGUCUUUAAGUAUUUUAUGCCAACUAGCAAAAGAACUCAUAUAAAUGACGAGGGAUAUAAAUUCUCUUAGGUUUAAAAUAAAGAAAAGUAGAAGAGUGUUGCUUAAAUUAAUACUUCCAUUCCAGAAAAAGAAGGUCUUUUCAUAUCCUAAACUAAAAGCUGUAGAAAUUUAGACUUCAAACCAUGUUUAAUAGAAGAAUAUAGCAAAACAUCAAAAUAAAGUUAUUAAAAUUAGAAAUAUACAAUUAAUUAAUUCUUUUAAAAAGGUUUGAAGCACAAUUUAGCUAUACAUUAGCUCCAAUCUAAACUAGAAGCAUAAAUCAAGCACCCACUUCAAAGUACAGCAAAAUCAUUCCCUUGGUAAACGAAUCUGGCUUCUCAUAAAAAGCUAGACUCUUCUGUUAUAAAACCUUUUAACUAGACUUUCCAUAAUAUACAAUGA
Tetrahymena thermophila SB210 is the source of this 3324-nucleotide messenger RNA. Its product is annotated as cyclic nucleotide-binding domain protein. NCBI's taxonomy places the organism in Eukaryota, Ciliophora, Oligohymenophorea, Hymenostomatida, Tetrahymenidae. The record is from RefSeq and is a predicted model, not a curated record. The transcript has 6 exons.